ACGUCAGAAACCCUCGCCAUGGUGUACGGGUGCACACAACCACACGCACACUACUACAAGUUGCAAAGGUACGCGAGAGCAUUUGGAUAGACCAUUUUUUGUUUCCUCAACCUCAACCGGAGUGCGAAACUCGUCGCGGGCUCUGGUUUUCCAUUUUCCGGCCCAUCCAACAGCGCAAGAGAUGGCCAGCGGAAGCGUUUAGUGUGUAGUCGGUUCCGCCCCACCCGCCCCCAUUCCCUCGUAUUUCAUCCAAAGGUGUUCUUCGUGUGCUUGUGUUGCCUGCUCCCCUUCCCACCACACGUAUCGGCCGUCCCUGAUGCAUUCGCUGUGUUAAAGCAUAGCCGCCGUGCAUUAUUCCGAGGUGAAACUGCGCGCUCCGUAGUGCCAAAUUUGGGUUUCGAAGUGCUGUUGGUGACGAUUGCCCGUAUUUGCCAUUUGACACGAUUGUUGCACUGCUGGUGCUAACCUAACCUUUCCCAUCACGCAACGCAGUGCCUUCUGGUGGUGGUGGUCGUUGUCGUCGCCGCCAUUCGAGUCGUGUGGUUUGUUGUACGGAAUAUUAUUGUGCUCAGUGAUCGACGAUUGACCUAGUUCUGCAGUGCUGAAAGUGCUCGAAAAGUGCAUCAAAAAGUCCCCAAAACUCCCCCGAGCCAAAAAAAAAAGGCAACGCGAAAAGCGCAUCCCAAAGGCUGUGCUGUGUGCGUUUCACCUUUUCCUUUUCUCACAUCCAUAGAAGAAACAGUCCACGCUGCAGUCAACGCUGACGCCUCUGUUCCGUGUGGCUGUGUGCGUGCGUGUGUAGGUGUGUGUGUGUGUGUGGUGCAGUGAUCCGCAGACUCGUUUCUCAUACCCACUGGUGGCCCGGUGGUUGGCCGCAGGGCGCACAGAUCAACCCGAAAAGAGGAGGCAGCGUGCAGAAAAGACCGAAAAAGAAGCAGCAGCAGCAGUUGUGUGGCUCAAGCGACGCUGAAAUUCUUCUUAGCGUGCGACGCGCUCCUCCCCCACCCCACCAGGUAUGGAAUGAGGACGAAAGUCCAGGAGAAGAAAGGAAAAAUGUCAACGGAUGAGCAACAGCAGCAACAGCAGCAACAGAAUCAAAUCCCCAACAUUGCCGGAACGAUCCUGAUCGGUGGCAUCGGUGGUGGCCUCGAUGGUGGUCAGCACAAGCAGCAGCAACAGCAACAGCAGCAGCAGCAGCAGGCACAGUCCCAGCACAAUUCGCACCAGCAGCAGCAGCAUCAUCUGCACAGCUACAGCCACAUACUACCUCAUCUGCAUCAGUUCAGCACGAUGACCGGCUCGAAUCCGGCCAGCCUGACCGGCGGCUCGAAGCUACCCGCCAAAAGCUCCCCGCUCGGGCCGUCCCCCUUCCGGCAGCUGCUCCCAGUGACGCUCUGCAUCAUAUCGUUCGCCACGGUGCUGAGCAUACUGAUCAUCUACAUGGACACGACUGAGAUACGCCACCAGCAGUUCCGGCUGAACAUGUCGCGCGACUACGACCUGAUGGGCGUACCGCAGGACAACCCGGCGCUGGUCAAGUACGUACGCGACAUACACAUGAAGAAGUACCCGAUGACGUUCAUGCGCAACGCGAACGCACCGGUCGAGCAGCUGAACUUUACCAACCGGCACGAGCUGACACCGGAGAUGGCACACCUGAUAUCGGACCUGCUCGGCCGGAAGCGGUUCGGGACGUUCUUCCAGUCGCUGACCGGCAACAGCGACUCGAUGAUGACGGCCCCGUGGCUGGCGGAAACGAUGAACUGGGGCGGCUACCUGGUGGAACCGGAUCCGCGCAAAUACUUUUCGCUGCGCAAGCAGAACGCCUUCCGCUCGAACGUGCAGGUCAUCCAUGCGUGCCUGUCGCCGAACACGUACCCGAAGGAGGUAACGCUGCACCACGACGACGACAGCGAGGUGCAGAUCAACAGCGUGCUGGACGAGGAGACGGAAUGGUUCCAUCCGCGGGUGAAGUGCUUCCCGGUCUACACGCUAAUGCUGGCCGUCAAUCGAACGUCGAUCGAUUUGCUUAGCCUUGGCUGCCACGGACAGGAAUUGCAGAUUCUUCAAACCAUUCCAUUCGACCGGGUGCACAUCAAGGUCAUCUCGAUCCAUCUCGUGCACUACUUCGAGGAGGACGAAAUGAUGAUCGACGUGGACGAGUACGUGCAGAGCAUCGGGCGCUUCCUGAUGAGCAAAUCGUACAAGCUCGUUCGCAGCAUGGAUCGCAACUUUAUCUACCAGCAUCUGUCUGUGCUGUCGGCGGCCAAGCAGCGGCAGCGCCAGCAGCAACAGCAGCAAUCCUUCUCAGUGGCCGAUCAUAUGCUAGCCUCCUCGCAGCAGCACCAGCAGCAGCACCCCGUCCCUGCCCGCAGUAACGCUAUCAGCUCGGGUGAGAAGCCGGACGCGACGAUGGCUAUCCGCAAGGGUCAGGAAAUUAGCAGCAAUAGCGGAAAGCUACCCAUUUCACUGUCCUCCGCCGCGACUACUACGCCAGCACCGGCAACGACCACAUCAACCACGGCUGUACCAUCGUCCACCGCUGCCAGUGCGACCGAUGGCAGUGUGGCGUUUAGCUCGGAACGAUUCGACAAGCUAAUGCUGUUGCGCGGUGGCGACUCGGAACCGUUCGAUGCAAGCGAUUCGGAGUUUGCCGGCAGUUCCGACUCGAGUGCAAUGGAGAAUGGGUCCGACAGUGAGGACGAAGCGCAACAACAACAGGCCGAACAAGACAAGCCGGCGGAGGUUGUUGAUCUGGAGCAAACGGUGUCACUGAUGGAACCGCUCGACGAGACAGAACUCGAGGAUGGGUCGGUACGUGUGGCUGGAUCAUCAUCACCGCCUCCGAUGGUGACGUCGCUGAAAUGAGCGGAAACGGUGUUGUUACCUACCAUCCACCAACUUCCCUCAGGAGAGCCAGUACGCUUGAAUCGGAUGUUUUUUUUUUUUUUUUAAAUACUUAAAGCUACCAGUCCAGCAUUCCACUUUCUUAUCGUUUUACACCUUAACCGGUUUCGAUGGGCACGCGCACGGCUGUCCAUUUAGCCAGAGACCAGUCGGUGAUAGAGAAUUGCCUUAAUAAUGUUUGAUGUUUUAAUUUUUCACUUCAUAGUUUUUAAUAGUUUUUUUUUUCGGGGCGUACCUUGCGUGUACAGAGAAAGAGCAUAAUACAUGAAUAAUACUUUUCUACACGGUAUUACCCCUCUCAGACGGAUCUGAACAGUGAACUAACAGAAUCUUUUGAACGAAUGGAAACAUGCAUUUAAUUGCUUCUUUUUUUUUUUUUGGGGAAUUCAUUUUGCAUUAAAUAAGAUUUUCAUUUUAUACACAUUUUUAUCGUAAUUGUACUUUUGCCUACCAAUUAAAACAAUAUCAGUGUGGGUUGCAAACGCGUGACAGCAAUUUGAAAGUGAGAUAGAAUAUUAUUGAUGAUAAAGGCGAAUGGGAAAUAUCGUUUUAUCUGAAAAGAGAGCAAGCAAAACAAUCCUCGAAUCAUUGCCGAAAAAGCAAUAAGAUACACAAUUCUUUCAACUAUAUUUAGAUAGCAGCAGUACGUUACGUUACUUACGAUUAGGAAACUUUUAGUUAUAUUUCUACAACACACAUGCACACACACACAGUUUUAGUCUAAAUUUCACUUUCUCAACGAGGAGCAAAGAACAAAGCCCGAUUAUUGGGAAUAAUCGUGCCCUCCCUUAGAGACAUUGAACAUGACGGUUGCAUUUGUGAGGAAAGCGCAACGAUUUGAACAGAACAAUCGAGCAAAACCUUGCUUCGAACAAACACUGAUUCCUUUCUAUACAAUUAUUACCUGUGCACUAGUUCGAAGCGUAUUUACAGAUAGUUUAUAUUAGCGUGGAAAGAGCAUUGCAUUUGGUGGAUAGGUUUUGUUAAAAGUUUGGAGCAAGGGAGAACUGCAAAUUUGAAAUCCCGUAGUGCGAUAAUAUACGGUUAAAAAUUAUAUACAUAUAUAAACUCCCUAUACAUAUAUUUAUACACACAAUUACAAUCGUUAACGAAUGCUCUCUUAAAUUUCAAUCGUUUCUCAUCGUUGUUAGAUGUUAGAAGAGUACGACCGCCGGUACGUCUCGCCCGUCUCGCUUAACACCUGAUACACAUAUAGAUACAAUGUUACGUACUUUUGUUCCGUUCCGGGUUUGCUUCAUCCGGUGCAGAAAUUUAUAGCGAAGGAGGUGGUAGGAACCGGCCACCAACACAUUGAAAAGCUCAACGACUCUCUGCUAGUGACUUACCAUAUCUGGAAAUGAUUCCUAUUUUAAAUAUUGCUCAGAAAAGCGGAAGAGGAAGAGAGAAACACAAGUGAACCUGAUAUCAGCAAUCAUGAUGGAAGCGAAACAAAUCGAAUGAAAACGAACGCGACUUUAGAUAGCAAAUGAAUGUGCACGACUAAGGGAAAAGAUUUAAAACAUGCAUUUGCUUUCCCAUUUUCGCGAGCGAGGAUCGCGUACGAUCGCACCAACGUGUUGAAUCUCCCAACACCACACACAUCGGUGACACAGAAGAGAGAGAGAGAGAGAAAAAAAGAAACACGCAACUGAAAAGAAAAACAACUGGAACACAGAGUGAGAAGUGAUGUAGUUUUAUACAUUCGCACCACGGUUGAAUGUCUCGUUUUGUUCGGUCCGGUGUUUCUACCGUCUCCGCACCGUGAACGCCGUCGUGGUGGAUCCCUUUUAAUAAUUAAGCAAAUAAUUGUAAGAGCAGAACGGUGUAAGAUGGAUCUGUCCGUGUGGUGUGGAGUUCACCUUGUACCCUGAUACUACUAUUAUUAUCAAAUAUUGCGAACGAUUGGCGCGUGAAGAGAGAUAGAGAGAGAGGAAGAAAAACGAAUAAUCUCGGGAACAUGUAAUAAAGACGGACGAUACAUUUCUUUUUACUUUAAA
This is a messenger RNA of Anopheles merus, 4904 nucleotides long. RefSeq names its product protein Star (gene S). NCBI's taxonomy places the organism in Eukaryota, Metazoa, Arthropoda, Insecta, Diptera, Culicidae. The coding region runs from base 1021 to 2868 and encodes 615 amino acids. The transcript is spliced from 5 exons. The record is from RefSeq and is a predicted model, not a curated record.